GAGUACUCAGACUCACACGCCUGACCUCGAAACCAACACUCCACCUGCCGCGCAACCUCCUCAUCCUCACCAAAGCCGCAUGCCGGACGAGCAACGUUAGAACUUGCAGCACUCACACACAAAACCAUCACAACCAUUGUCGAGAAACAGCUCCAGUCAUGGGCAAGGACAAGAAGGCCGACGCCGGCGACUCGAGGCCAUUGGAGCUCACUCCACCCCCAGAAUUCUUCGCGACCCGCAAUGCCCUCUUUGACAAGCGCAAGGCCGAGCAGGACGAGUGGAAGGCCAAGCAGCCCCGCGAACCCAUCACCAUCACCCUCGAAAAUGGCAGCACCAAGGAAGGCACCAGCUGGGAGACGUCGCCCGCCCAGAUUGCACGGGACAUCAGUAAGAGUUUGUUUGAACGCACCAUCAUCGCACGUGUAGACGGAGACGAGCUGUGGGAUCUGGAUCGCCCACUGGAGAAGAGCUGCAAGUUGGAGCUUCUCGACUUUGACCACCCCGAGGGCAAGAAGGUCUUCUGGCACAGCAGUGCACACAUUCUCGGCGAGGCGUGCGAGAAGAGAUUCGGCUGUUCGCUAUGCAUUGGUCCUCCAGUCGAAGACGGCUUCUACUACGAAAUGGCACUGCCAGACCAAGCUGCAGUCACAUCGGCCGACUACAAGCCAAUCAAGCAGAUCGCCGAAAAGGCCAUCAAAGAGAAGCAGCCGUUUGAGCGACUCACCCUCAGCAAGGAAGACUUGCUGGAGAUGUUCUCAUACAACAAGUACAAGAAGCACAUCAUCAACGACAAGAUUCCAGAUGGCACCUCCACCACUGUAUAUCGAUGCGGUCCACUCAUCGACCUGUGUAGAGGUCCUCACGUGCAGCACACAGGACGAAUCAAGGCCUUUGAAAUCAUGAAGAACUCGGCCAGCUACUUUUUGGGUGACGCCAAGAACGACAGUCUGCAGCGUAUCUACGGUGUCUCCUUUCCAGACAAGAAGGCCCUUGAAGAGCACAAGCACUUCCUCGAAGAAGCCGCGAAGCGUGAUCACCGCAAGAUUGGCCAGGAGCAGGAGCUUUUCUUCUUCCACCAAAUGUCUCCCGGCUCAGCCUUCUUCCUCCCACACGGCAUGAUCAUCAAGAAUGCUCUUGGCACAUUCAUCCGCGAAGAAUACUGGAAGCGUGGUUACCAAGAGGUCGGCUCACCAAACAUGUUCAACUCUGCGCUGUGGAAGCAAUCUGGUCACUGGCAGCACUACCAGGACGACAUGUUCACUUUCGAAGUCGAGAAGGACCAGUGGGCUUUGAAGCCCAUGAAUUGCCCUGGUCACUGUCUGCUUUUCGGUCAUCGUGAGCGAAGUUACCGAGAACUGCCAAUGCGUAUUGCUGAUUGUGGCGUUCUGCACCGCAACGAGGCAUCUGGUGCUUUGUCUGGCCUCACUCGAGUUCGUCGCUUCGAACAAGAUGACACUCACAUCUUCUGCAUGGAGAGCCAGGUCGAGCAAGAGGUUAAGGCCCUCUUCGACUUCAUGACUGCCGUGUAUGGACUGUUUGGGUUUAGCUUCAAGAUGAAGCUAUCUACUAUGCCCGAUAACCACCUUGGAGACGUGGCUACCUGGCAGCGCGCCGAGGCACAGCUCGCUAGUGCGCUCGAUGAAUUCAAGGCCAACACGGGUACACAGUGGGAGCUCAACCCAGGUGAUGGUGCUUUCUACGGACCCAAGAUCGACGUCACUAUUUCGGAUGCUCUCCGUCGCGAGUUCCAAUGCGCUACGAUUCAGCUUGAUUUCCAGCUGCCACAGCAGUUCAAUCUCGAAUACCGCACAGACGAAGUUGCUACAGCAGUCAAGCCAGAGGCAAAUGGCGAAAAGCCUGCUACUGAUGCCCCUAAGCCAGAAGAAAAGACUCUGCCGAUCCACCCUGCGCCAACAGCAGAGACAGGAGACGUCUCAGCCGCAGCUGCCACACCGGCCAAGCCAGAGGUUAACUACCGCCGUGAGCUGACACCUGGCUGCGCUCGCCCGGUAAUGAUUCACAGAGCCAUCUACGGAUCGUUUGAGCGCUUCAUUGGCAUCUUGACAGAGCACUUCGGCGGCAAGUGGCCUUUCUGGCUGUCCCCCCGGCAGAUCUUGAUCGUACCAGUUAUGCCUUCUGCCAAUGACUAUGUCCUUGAGCUGCAAAGCGAGUUCCGCGCCGCGAAGAUGCACGUCGACGUCGACAUCACUGGCAACACCAUGCAAAAGAAGAUUCGCACUGGUCAGCUUGCCCAGUACAACUUCAUCUUCGUGGUCGGUGCUCAGGAGAAGGAGUCUCGCACUGUCAACAUUCGAAAUCGCGACGAUCCUACUACCCAGAAGAUGGGCGAGCUCAUUCCCGUCGACAAGGCGAUGGAGUUGCUCAUCAAGCUGAGAGAUGAGCGAAGACUCAACUCGGAUUUGAAGGCAUAGGGUGCUCCUCACAUCAUGCAUCAGAGUGUGUCCAACGGGAUAGGUGAUGAGCCAUGCUCUGGAAUCCUCCGGCACGGCACUCUUGCGGCAUCUACAUACCAGGGAGAGGCACGGAAAUACAGAAAUCGGAUGAUAUGUCUGAUGGGCGUCAUCUGCACGAUAGUGUGGAAAGUGAUACUGAAAGUACUGUGGAAGAUACUAUGGAAAGCCUUGUGGAAAGAGCUCGAGAAGGUGAGUCUUCCAGGCACACCUUGGGCAAUGCUGUAAGUCCCCAGGUCGCUGUGUCGAUGAUAAGAGCCACAGCGUAGAUUGAAGACGUCCUACACGAUGAAUGCUCAGUAGCAGCGCCUGGCAUGAGACACAAGGCUCACGCCGGAGACGAAAUGAAAUGAGACCAAUACCC
Molecule: messenger RNA, 2835 nt
Organism: Sphaerulina musiva SO2202
Lineage: Eukaryota; Fungi; Ascomycota; Dothideomycetes; Mycosphaerellales; Mycosphaerellaceae
Product: threonyl-tRNA synthetase
Exons: 2
Coding region: 159-2432 (757 amino acids)
Biological process (GO): threonyl-tRNA aminoacylation
Cellular component (GO): cytoplasm
Molecular function (GO): ATP binding; threonine-tRNA ligase activity
Source: RefSeq, a predicted model, not a curated record